AGAGAGAGAGAGAGAGAGAGAGAGAGAGAGAGAGAGAGAGACCGUGUGGGUGUCUGUGUCUUGACAUUUGCUCCACCUCUAUCGCCUUGAGCUGAAGUCGCAGUUCGGUCGGCGAGGCAGUUUCUGCAGAGGAAGCGGAGCGGAGGAGGUCGUUUACGCCCAGAGACGACGAACGGAGAACACUGACGAUGGCAGAGAACAAGGUGGGCCCAAACCUCCAGGCUGGAGCUGGAUUCCUCGCCAAACGGGUCCAGAAGUCCUUGAAUCGAGCUCAGGAGAAGGUCCUUCAGAAACUUGGCAAAACAAUGGAGACCAAGGAUGAACAGUUUGAGCUAUGCUUCCAGAACCUCAACAAACAACAGACCGAUGGAGGCAGGUUGUUUAAAGACGUCAAAGCCUACUAUGCAGCUGUGAAAGCCGUGCAUGAGACGUCCAAGCGGCUGUCCCAGACGUUGCGAGAUAUCUACGAGUCAGACUGGAACGGAGUGGAGGACCUUGCUGUCAUUACAGAAAGUGAAGACUUGCUGUGGAACGACUAUGAAGAGAAACUGAGUGACCAGAUUGUUCGCACAAUGGAAAACUAUACAACCCAGUUCCCUGAGGUCAAGGAACGAGUUGCUAAACGCGGUCGCAAGCUGGUGGACUACGACUCAGCACGUCACCACCUGGAGGCGCUACAGAGUGCCAAGAAAAAGGAUGAAGCCAAAAUAGCAAAGGCAGAAGAAGAGUUUAACAAGGCCCAGAAUGUCUUUGAAGAAAUAAAUAAUGAGCUGAGGGAGGAGCUGCCUGUUCUCCAUCAGAGUCGUAUAGGUUGCUACGUGACAGUGUUCCAAAACAUAUCAAACCUGAGAGACGUCUUCUAUAAGGAAAUGAGUGUGCUUAACCGUGAGCUUUACAAUGUGAUGAAGAAACUGGAGACUCAACACUCGGGAAAAGCUUUCAUCGUCAAGGGUCUGAACAGUAUGACCACCAAGUCAAAGAAGAGGAAGUCCCUGGUUAUCUCCAACCCUAUCCCUUGCAAUACUGCCUUCCCAGCUGACCAUGUCUCCAUCCAUUCCUCCACCCAAAACGGAAAAGACGGUGUGCCCCCUUCCCCUGCCCAACGAACUGAAAGCAUCUCUGAAGAAACCAGCCAACCAGAAGAGAGCAGCGUCUCAUCCAAAGAUGUCAACUCGUCAGACUCCGAUCUCAGCUCCAGCGGCACCAACACACCCAAGAGGCAGUCAGUAUGCAACAAUGAGAGCAGCAACAUGGGCACAGGGGGUCAGAGUCCAGAGGAGGUGGAGGAGGCCGCGGAGGAGGCUGUGAAGGAGGCAGCAGAGGCAGCAGCUGAAGCUGAAGCAGAAGAAGAAGCAGAGCUUGCUGCAAACCAAUCAGAUGACUCUGGGGUGGGAGUCCCAAAGUCAGAGGCAGCAAGUCAGGAAGUGUCCAAUCCCUCUGAUUCUGCAGAUAGUGAUGCCCCACAGAGUCCAGAGCAGGAGGAUGUAUGUGAGCCACCAUCAGGGGUGGCCAAGUCCAAACAACCAGUUCCUGCUCCUCGCCUCUCCUUCCACUCCACAGACAAACGCCCCCUGCUGCCUGCUGAGGAGCAGGAGGAGACAGAGGAGACGGAGGAAACAUUAGUCAGCCAGGAGACAGCUGAAUCAAGAGAUGACUCCAGCUCCCACAGUCCACCUGGCGUCCUGUACAAGGGGGUGGCGCUAGAGAGCCACGCAGCAUCUGAAGAUGGCCUGCUCCAGUUUGAACAGGGAGACAUCAUCCUGGUGCUUGCUGACACUCAAAAGCAGGAAGGCAUGGUGAAGGGGAUCAGGGAGGAGAGCUGGAACCAGCACGCAGAUCUAGAAAAUCACUCUGGGAUCUUCUCGGAAAAACUCAUUCAGCCUCUUCAGGCAGAGUGAGGCAAUACUCAUUCCUCAGUCUCUAAUACUUUCUUCGUCCUCUGAACAGUCAUGGUGACUCACGCACACACACCCACACACCCACUCACACUGAGGGAGUGAACCCAUAUGUUUUGGGUGCAGGAGCUGUACAAACAGAUGAGCACAAGUCCCACGUGGUUACUCACAUGCUAUGAUGCUGCAGCUUGUGGAACAGAAGUGACUGAGCUAAAGAACAUUUUGUAAGAGACAUUUGGAAAAGUUACAGUAUUCUGCUUUUUUUUUGUAUUUUCAAUGUCUUUCUACAAAACACUGUGAAGCAAAAAAGCAUUUUAUAACAAUGUUUUAAUCUCAUGUAAAACUUCCCAAUAAAGUAAAAGUAAAGUGAAA
Molecule: messenger RNA, 2267 nt
Organism: Toxotes jaculatrix (banded archerfish)
Lineage: Eukaryota; Metazoa; Chordata; Actinopteri; Toxotidae
Gene: bin2b
Product: bridging integrator 2b
Exons: 12
Coding region: 189-1898 (569 amino acids)
Biological process (GO): plasma membrane tubulation; podosome assembly; phagocytosis, engulfment
Cellular component (GO): cytoplasm; phagocytic cup; podosome
Molecular function (GO): protein binding; phospholipid binding
Source: RefSeq, a predicted model, not a curated record